UGUCAUGGAUUGGUAAUGGAAUGGUGAUUUUUAUCAUGUACAAGCGAAGACGCUCCCUGGAACCCCAAGACUACCUCACCUUUAACCUUGCAAUCUCAGAUGCAAGCAUAUCAAUGUUUGGAUACUCUAGAGGAAUCCUGGAAAUUUUUAAUAUAUUCAGAGAUGAUGGCUUUCUCAUUUUAAUUGUAUGGACAUGUAAGGUGGAUGGAUUCCUAAUUCUUUUAUUUGGCUUAAUCAGUAUUAAUACUUUGACAGCCAUCAGCUUCAUCCGAUAUAUUAAAGGAUGCCAGCCUCACCAAGCUCACAGAGUUAACAGACAGAGCAUUUCAAUGGUCCUGACUGGAGUAUGGAUAUUUGCACUGUUCUGGGCUGGUGCUCCACUCUUCGGAUGGGGAAGUUACAUAGAUCGCAAGUAUGGAACUUGUGAAAUUGAUUGGCUCAUGGCUUCAUUUUCCACAGUUUACAAGUUAUAUGUCAUUGGAAUAUUCAUAUUUGAGUUCUUUCUGCCUGUGUCUAUAAUGAUUUUCUCAUAUGUGUCAAUAAUAAAAACUGUCAGACUGAGUCACAAAUCUUCUCACGGUGGAGAUAUCAGUGAACGACAAAGAAGGAUUGAAAGGAAUACCACACAAAUUUCAGUAGUGGUGUGCACUGCAUUUCUGGUAGCGUGGUCACCUUAUGCUGUGAUAUCCAUGUGGUCUGCAUGUGGCUUCCAUGUCCCAGGACUCACCAGAGUUUUAGCCAGCAUGUUCGCUAAAUCUGCCAGUUUUUAUAACCCACUCAUUUAUAUAGGCAUGAAUUCCAUGUUCCAAAUGGAGUUUAAACAGCUUCUUCAAUGUUGUUACAAGAACAACGGCCCAACCAAACAAGCACUGAAUAUAUGUGAGAAACAUGGGGAAUUCUCUAUAGAGAAAUCAGAGAAAUAUUUAGUAUCUAGAGCACCAAGCCCAGAAAAUCCGGAUUCAGGAGUGGACCCAGGACCUCAUGAUGAUGGCUCUGCUGAUAUGAACAAUAUGGUGUAUACUGUUCCAUUUGACUCUGGCUCAAAUUUUGACCCAAAUAGAGCUUACAGACAAAAAAGUGAAUCUGAAUACUUGUAACAGAAUAUAUGCAAAUCUAAAUUUCAGAAGAUGGCUUUAAAAACUCUGAAUGUUUUUAUGAUACUUUUAGUAUAGUUUGGAUAUCAUUUGUUAGUGACUACUGAUGUGUUAUUUUUUUUGCUAGCCUUUUACAUGUGUGUCUAUGUAUAAAGGCAGUUUAUCCGCGAUGAGAAUUCUGGCCAAAUAAGAAUGAUACAGUUAUUCCACGACAAGUAGCUGCAGGAAACUGAAGUAUAAACAAUGCUCAACACUUAUAGAAUAUGAAAUCCCUUUAAUAAAACCAGCAUAAAACAAAGGAGUUUAGCGCUUUCAUUCCCGUAGGAACUUCUUCAGAACUCCAUAUUACAUAAAACACAAGCAUUACAUACAUUUACAAAUAUAUCAAUUAACCAAUAAUCACCUGCUAAGAAUUAAAAUAUUUUAAUUUCAAAAUUGAACUAAUGGAGAUGGCCUAAUUGAGACCAGGGUGUUGAGUAGCAUUUAAUUUAAGCUGCCAUUUUAACUCAUCAUCUUCCAAGUGCUCAUCCACUACCCAUCCCUGAACAUCUUUCACAACCUUAUUGAUUUUAUUUGGUUUGUGGUGAUUUUACUACCUAGAAUGUUACAGUGUUUUUUAUUGUUUAGAUAAGUUGCAGAGACUGCACUAUUUCAAUUAUUUGGUUAUAUUAAAUUCAUUAGCAUGUAGUUUUAUUUAGGUGGUAUUUGAUGUCAAGCAUAGUUUAUUGAUGC
Molecule: messenger RNA, 1826 nt
Organism: Protopterus annectens (West African lungfish)
Lineage: Eukaryota; Metazoa; Chordata; Ceratodontiformes; Protopteridae
Product: opsin-5-like
Exons: 5
Coding region: 21-1097 (358 amino acids)
Biological process (GO): G protein-coupled receptor signaling pathway
Cellular component (GO): membrane
Molecular function (GO): G protein-coupled receptor activity
Source: RefSeq, a predicted model, not a curated record